AUGUCGCUUUUUAAUGGGCAAUGUGCGGGUGUAAACCCACCUAUGCCAUCUCCAUCACCGUUGCAGACAUCUUCUACGAUGAGACGUUCACCGGGUGCUUAUUCUGCCUCCAUCGUCACCAAAUGUGGUGGGGCGCAAUUCACCAAGGAGGAGAAUCGAACUUUACGAACCAAGUACGAUGACAUGACCAUGUAUGGAAGAGGAGGAUGUAGAGGAUCCUCUACCUACAGUAGGAGAAUAGCAAGCUCAUCUCAGGAAUUCGCCACGAGGUACUGGAGAGGGAGAAGAUAA
Arctia plantaginis is the source of this 291-nucleotide messenger RNA. The record is from the annotation of a GenBank genome assembly. Lineage: Eukaryota; Metazoa; Arthropoda; Insecta; Lepidoptera; Erebidae.